GUACAUAUUUUAUAGGAUUAACUCUUUUUUACAAAUGUAAGUCUAUAUCCAUUAAUGCACUAGUUCAAUAAAGCAGGUAAAACGACCCAAGAAAAAAAUAUUCGCAGUUUCAGUAAAGACCGCCACAGCAGCAACAGGAAAACAUCAUGUUAUUGAGCAGAGUAAAUGUUGAGCGGAUUUUGGCCCUCAUUGUAGGGUGUCUCGGGAUGAUAGCCGCGGGCUCCGUCUAUGCUUUUGGGGCCUACAUCAAUGCCGUUAAAGCCCAUUUCAACUACACACAAUCCCAAGUGGAAAUUCUCGGAUCAAUGUCUAAUUUUGGAAUCUCUCUUGGUUUUCCUGCUGGAAUGAUGUGUGAGAGAUUUGGUCCGAGAUGGACCUCAUUGGCUGCUUUACUCAUUGCCUCACUCGGAUACUCUCUUCUUUAUAGCACCACCCUGACACAGCCGUUUUACCACAAAAAUGUCUGGCUUCAGUAUAUUUACUUUUUCAUAUCAGGAUUUGGAUGUAUAUUUAUGUACAUGGCAUCAUUAACGACCAGUAUGAAUAACUUUCAUCCCAAACACCGGGGCAAGGUGGUGGGUAUCCUUGAUGCCUCUUUUAGCGGGGGACCGGCACUGUUCUCUGCACUGUAUGGAACGGUUUUCGCUGUAGGCCACACAAAGGACGAAGAAAACCAGAACCUUGGAGGUUUUUAUCUCAUGACAGCUAUAGCAUUUGGUGUUGUUGGAGCUCUUGGGAUACUUUUGCUGAAACAUGUGACGUUUGAUAUAGACAUUGAAGUGAGUAAAAUUAUCAACGCUGACGGUGGGGAGGAGGAGGAGGAUCAAAGGACAACUGUACAGGCAAAACCCGAGCAGAGAGAAAUCACAGGGGUAAAGUUAAUCCGGAGGUUUGAUUUCCACUACUUACUCUGGGCUUACAUCUUCUGUGCUGGCCUGCAGCUGACGUUUCAAAACAACCAGGGAACCUACCUUAAAUCGUACAAUCUGGAGAAAUACACCACACUUUUUACGACAUUGAAUCCCAUUGCUGGAAUUGUUUCCAAAUUUUUUGCCGGUUUUCUUUCGGACGCCAUAAUGCACAAAGUUCCGAGAGCCGGGGUACUCUUGAUUUUCAAUGUGGUGCAAACAAUAUGCCUUGGAUUGUGUAUAUUCUUUUCUGACAACCUCGUUCUAUUCACCAUUGUAGAUAUAGUUAUAGGUUUUGCGAAUGGCGCCCUCUGGUGUCUAACACCUACAAUGAUAAGUGAAUUCUACGGCAUGAAGAAUUUUGCCCGAAAUUGGGGAACCAUGAUGCUUGGAAAUGCUUUCGGUGGCCUUGCAAUGCAGGAGAUAUUCGGUGCUUUAUAUGAUCUGAAAACGGACUCAGACAAUCAGUGUUUCGGCCUGCAUUGCUUCACAUGGAGCUUUAUAAUGAUCACAGUUUUAAGUUUAUGUGCAACCGUAUUUCACUUUGGACUGCUGCAGAAAAAGCUUGAUGAAACGAAAUACGAGGGUGAGAAUGAUUAUGUCGAGAUGUGCUGUACACCAGAUGGACAAAACGAAACUUCAUUGAAAUACUGAAGUAAGAACUGCCAUGUUUGGUAUAAAUGAAAUGCCCAGCAACGACGCUGUCCCCUAAUGACCACGUACACGGGAUAAGAUAGGAGGACAAACGUGAAUCAGUGUUACUGCAUGAAACAAAGUCUGUGUGGAAUUUUGCAUAAAACAAAAUGUCGCCGAUACUCCUUAUAACAUACUACAUGAAGUAUGUGAUAAAACAAAGGACUAUGUACUGUUUGAGCCUAAAAUGGCCCCCUAAAAUGAACGUUGUCAUUUGACUGUAAUUCUUUGUUUAAUUUGUACACAUAUACAUUUGAAGUUUGUUCAUAAUUUCAUUUCGAAUUUAGUGCCCACAAUUUAUAAAUAUGACAUCAUAAAAUUUACAUUUUCCCGCCAUUUUCUCAUUUUUAGCAUAAAACGGCUUGUUUUGAGGCAGUUUUUCUUUAAGGAAACAUUGAGCGACUACUUGAACAAAAAAAAAUAUUUUCACCAAAGAUGUAUCUUCCCAAUACUUAUAAGUGACAUAAAGUUCGUUCUUGUUCAAAGAGUCGCUCUAUAUUUCCCAUUCGAAAAAAGAUAAGAAAAAUGUCAAUUUUUGGUUGAUUUUGAUUGAAUUAUAAAAAUAGCGUCACUUCUGACGUCAUAUACUGCCAGUGAGUGCAUAUAAAUCAAAUAAAUAGGUGAAAAACAUAUAUUAUAUGUAAACUCUUUUAUAAAAUAACACAACAAAUUAAUGUACCUGAAUCAUUUCAAAAGUAUCGGAUUUUUGGGGGCCAAAUUUGACUAAUAUCAUAUAUAUUUCUUUGUUUUAUUAACAAGGGUUAAAUAAAUUGUAUAAAUUAUA
Messenger RNA from Magallana angulata, 2385 nucleotides. RefSeq lists its product as uncharacterized. The coding region runs from base 147 to 1562 and encodes 471 amino acids. Gene Ontology annotation, molecular function: transmembrane transporter activity. Lineage: Eukaryota; Metazoa; Mollusca; Bivalvia; Ostreida; Ostreidae. The transcript is spliced from 5 exons. Gene Ontology annotation, biological process: transmembrane transport. The record is from RefSeq and is a predicted model, not a curated record. Gene Ontology annotation, cellular component: membrane.